GAGGAGGCAAAGGAUCCAUAUUCGUUUGGGCGAGCGGAAACGGCGGCAUGCACGAAGAUUCAUGCAAUUGCGACGGCUAUACAAACAGUAUUUACACGCUAUCGAUUUCCAGUGCGACGCAAGCAGGAUUGAAACCUUGGUAUUUGGAAGAAUGUUCUUCCACCCUUGCUUCGACCUUCAGCUCCGGUACACUCGGAAGGGACAAGAGUGUAGCGACAGUCGAUAUGGACCCGAAGCUGAGGCAGGAACACCUCUGCACGAUGGAUCACACUGGAACCUCGGCUUCGGCACCGUUAGCGGCUGGGAUGUGUGCCCUUGCUCUCGAGGCGAACCCCAACCUCACCUGGAGGGACAUGCAGCACAUCCUCGUCCUCUCGGCCAACCCGAAGCCUCUGCUGAAAGAGCCCGGGUGGACGGUAAACGGAGCCCGAAGGAAAGUUAGUCACAAAUUCGGAUUCGGUCUGAUGGACGGGGGUGCCAUGGUAAACCUGGCUGAGCAGUGGACGACAGUCCCGACACAGCACAUCUGCAAGACACCCAUCAUGACGGUAGACAGGAUUAUAGACAGGUUGAAAAUGAACGAGUUGUUCCUGUAUAGGAACGAGAGCGGCUGCGAGGGCUCAGAUAGCGAAGUCCGCUACUUAGAACACGUCCAGUGCAAGAUAAAACUUCGCGUGAAGCCUCGAGGCAGCUUGAAAAUCGUUCUCACCUCGCCCUCGGGUACUCCGAGCAUCCUGUUGAAAAGCAGGCCUAAGGAUAACGUGUUCGACGCCCUGGACGACUGGCCGUUCAUGUCCGUCCAUUUCUGGGGCGAGGACCCAAGGGGCACCUGGAAACUGGCAGUCUUCAAUGAUGGAAGAAGGGACCAAGAAUUUGAUGGGAUUUUCAACAGGUGGCAGUUAAUCUUGUACGGGACGGACACCAAACCCGUAAAUCUGAGGCCUCCAUCGUUGCAGCUUUUUAGGAAAUUCGACGAAAGGGUGACAGAGACUUCUUUCUUCAAGGACAAGGCGGAUUCCGAUUCGGUCUACGAAGAGAACAACAAUUUGGAAGAGACGGGCGAAGUGGUUUACAACUGCCACAGCCAGUGCGACGGCAAAGGCUGCUACGGCCCUGAGGACACUCAAUGUAUUUCCUGUGCGAAUUACAAAUUAAACAGGAGCUGCGUACAGAAAUGCCCAGACGAGGACUAUUUCGCUUCAGAUGGGCUGUGCAUUAAAUGUCACAGAGACUGUCGAACUUGUACCGGACCUGGCUAUCACAGCUGCCUCACAUGUGCAAGAAACCUUUACUACAUAACAGAUUUGGCCCUUUGUAUCCAAUCCUGCCCACAUACCUACUUUCAAGAAGAAGAGACGAGAAGGUGCGUCAGUUGUCAUGAAACUUGCGCCAGCUGCGAAGACGGGCCGAACCUCUGUUCUUCAUGUGAAUCACAUCUUUAUCUCUACAACAACUCUUGUCACGCUUCUUGCCCGCCGAAGACAUAUUUAAAUCAUCACUUAAGGUGUGUUUCCUGCCACCCGUCCUGCGAGUGGUGUCAUGGAAGCAAACAAAGCGACUGUAUAGUGAAACAUAAAGACGUCCGAUGCGUCGGAGGAGCUUGCACUCACUGUCCCGGUGGACUCUUGAUGCAGAACACAUCUUGCGUCUCCGUUUGCAGUCCUGGCUGGUACCAAGUCGACAGAGUAUGCAAGAGGUGUUGGCCCGGCUGCACGACCUGCUACGGCAGCAGGAAAGACGAGUGCGUUACUUGCGCCCCGGGAAGAACAUUAGCGAGAGGACAGUGUCGGCUGCACUGUCCGAGAAACAUGUAUUCCACCGUAUCCGGCUGUGCUAACUGUCAUCAAUUCUGUUCCACUUGCAACGGUGGCGGUGCGUAUUCCUGCACUACUUGCGCUUCGGAUAGGUACCUCGACGAGCCGUCGGGCCUCUGCUAUUCUUGCCACAAUAACUGCCUCACUUGUUCCGGCCCCACGAACAUUUCUUGCACGGCUUGCAAGCGCAACAUGAUACUGGACGGCGGCCAGUGUCUCAAGUCCGUCACCAGCGAGGGCACCGGAUGUGUCAACUGCAUCCAUACAGAAGGAGAAAAACUACAUUCAUCUCCUGCAGGAAAGAGGAGAAUAUGGGAGCCUCCAUCGUGGGAGGAGUCCGUCGAGGAGGAGCCGAUGCAAGCGUUCCACCGAGGAAAGCCACCCGAAUAUUCGCCGUUCGUCACAGUGACCGUCAUCGCUGUCAUCGCGUGCAUCGCAAUUGUCGUCCUAUUAGCCCUUCUGUUCGCAACGCUCCAAGUGAGAUGAGAUCCGGUCACCGAAGUCAUACGGAGCUGGUUCACCAACACCGCUGCAUAAAUGGCGAAUGACCAAAUCAAUUUUUUGGGAACCAGUUUUGUUAUGAUUCAGUCCUGUCUCAACCAGUAAGUGGCCUUCUGAUGUGUUCACCAAAAGGAGGACGCAGUUUGUUUUAUUUUUUUCUAUAUAAUAUACUAUAGGUGUGUUAAAUGUACUACCCAAAAAUGUUGAUAUCCUUGUUUAUGAAUCUUAAAAACUAGGAUAUGUCCAUGUGAUUGAAAAUAUAUGUAAUAUUGAAAGAAAAGUGUUCUGAUUUUGUAAAUAGCUCUUGUCAGAAUGUUUUUGCAGGGACUUUUGUAUUUGUAAAUGUUAAAACCGUUUAAGACACCAAAGUCGAAGUCUUUGAGAGCUUUUAAAACAUUUCUUACACUUGAUACUGAUUUAGGUUAAAGACUAUUUUCAAUUCCAUUUUCAAUGAGGCAUUAAAUGAUAAUUUGUGAUUGUACAUAUUGAAUGUUGUUAUUGUGAAUUUUGGCACAAGAAGCUCAACAAAUUGGACACUUAAAAUUAAUAUUGAUUUUUUGAACAGUGUUAAGUGUCUCUUGAUCGAAAUAAACUCAAAAAGUCUGUAUAGUUCAGAAGAGUAAAAUAAAUCGAUUAUUUUGUAUUUCCCGGUCAAUAAAUAAAAUCAGUCAAACAAAUUCUUAUUGCACUUAACAUAAAAUGCUUUAAAUGUGUUUAAAUUUAAAUUUUUAAUCUCGAUUGAUGAAAGACUGAAUUGCAGUAGCCAUAAAAUGUUUCAUCAACAUUAAUUUCUCAAAUAUAUUUUGUAAUUCCGUUUAGACAUAAAUUUAAAACAAAACUACUGAAACGGCCUACUGCAAUAUAAAAAAACUGGUCGCGUGUUCAAGAACAAAACAAAAAACACGCUCAUUUAAUGAAUUUAUGUAUCUGCUUAAGAGUAAGUGGUGUAACGUAUAUUAUUAUUGUAGUAUGGGCAAAAAUAUUUUGGAGUCUGCAGCAGAUCGAAGUUGUGUUGAAUCAGUGUGCGAGUUCGAGCGCUAGCUGAAUUUUGUAAAUAGUGUCAUGUUGAUUAUGUUGUUCACGAUUAUUGUAAAAAAAUCUGUUUAUAAAUAAAAUUGUUCAUAAGUCCA
This is a messenger RNA of Cimex lectularius (bed bug), 3445 nucleotides long. RefSeq names its product furin-like protease 2. The transcript has 12 exons. NCBI's taxonomy places the organism in Eukaryota, Metazoa, Arthropoda, Insecta, Hemiptera, Cimicidae. Gene Ontology annotation, molecular function: protein binding; serine-type endopeptidase activity. Gene Ontology annotation, biological process: protein processing. The record is from RefSeq and is a predicted model, not a curated record. Bases 48 to 2300 code for a protein of 750 amino acids. Gene Ontology annotation, cellular component: Golgi membrane; trans-Golgi network.